UCGGCGUUCACCCACAAAACCUUUGACUAAUGCUUAGCUCAAGGUUCGGUAUUUCUCUCUGCGUGCACUAUGAUUUUUCAAGCGUUCCUCGCUGCUUUAUCGGGCCUUCUAUUCUUAUAUCUACUCAGUUGCAGGAGGAAGACAUUUUCAUACUUCAAGAGCAUCGGCAUACCCGGGCCUCCGCCUAAUUUAAUAUGGGGAAACAUUCGAGAGUAUCACAAAAACGGAUUUUACAAAGCGUUGAACGAAUGGUGUCAAACUUAUGGUGACAUUUUUGGAUUCUACAACGGCGACGUCCCAACGCUAGUUGUGAAGGACCUGGACAUGUUGGAGUACGUCUUUGUCAGAAACUUCAAGAACUUUACGGAUCGCGGUAUCACAAUGAGAACCGACGAAAUGCACCCUUCUCUUGGAAAGGCUAUUAUUAAUGCGAAGGAAUCUCAAUGGAGGACCCUGCGGGGUUACGCUUCUUCUGGAUUUUCAGCGGCCAAACUAAAACGGAUGAUGCCUCAUAUCAGCGAGCAAGCAGAGGUUCUUCUCGGCAUCCUGGGAGAAGUGUCCGACCUCGGAAGAGAGCUGUCUACAUUUGAGACGUUUCAGGCUUUGGCUAUGGACAAUGUAGGGCGGACCUUCUUUGGACUGAACAGCACAUUUCAGCACAACGUUCAAGAUGCCUUCAUUGCUAAAGCCUUGAAUGUUAUACCCCAAAUGAUGACCGGGCCCUUCCACUUUAUUGCACAUUGCACGACUUCUUUUGGCCGAAUCGUGAAGCCCCUGGCUUGGUUGAACAAAUUAUUAGGAACAUUCGCCCUUGAGAAUUUCUCUCGCGACAUUGCCAAGAUAGUGGAGCAGAGAAGAAAUAACCCUUCGCUUCGAAGAAACGACGUGCUCCAGUGCCUUAUCGAUGCUGAAGAAAGACCUGAUGAUAAAUCCAAUAAGAAAUCAACGAACAACGUCGCCUUCGGAAUCAGAGGCAAUAUCAAAAGGCUUCGAAAGCUGACAGAAGAAGAAACAACUCUGCAGGCAACAAUUUUCUUCCUUGGAGGUUUUCAAACUAUAUCAAUAUCACUUUGUUAUGCAACCUUCCUUUUGGCUAAGCAUCCUGACAUUCAAGAUAAAGUCAGAAAGGAAGUUAGCGAGGCAGUUGCAAAAUCGGGCAGCCUCAGUUAUGAGACAGUGAUGCACAAACUAAGGUACCUUGGACAAGUGUUGAAUGAAACUCUCCGAAUGUACCCGCCGUCCCUCACUUUUAUGACAAGAGCGGCCAAAAACGAUUUCGAGUAUAAUGGCACGAAAUUCAAGGCAGGUUUGAGCAUUAUGUCGCCAGUGCUUCAUGUACACAUGGAUUCGAGGUACUGGCCAGAACCCCACAAGUUCAACCCUGAUCGGUUCAGUCCAGAAAAUAUAGGAAACUUUCACAAGAUGGCGUUCCAGCCUUUCGGCCACGGACCCCGGAAUUGUGUCGGAUACAUGAUGGCCGUUCUCGAACUUCGUUACACCCUUGCAAGAAUGGUUCAAAGCUUUCGAUUCGAUCUUGGAGAAACUCAGAAGGGAAUAUUGGACAUGGAUCCCUACGGCAUGAUGUCUACGCCAGCGAACGGCCCGUGGAUCAAGUUUCACAGACUCUAAACGUCAAGAGCGUAAAUAUAUGUGAUACAACAAAUAAAAAAAUCAAGUUUUAAAAA
This is a messenger RNA of Ixodes scapularis (black-legged tick), 1685 nucleotides long. RefSeq names its product cytochrome P450 3A14. The record is from RefSeq and is a predicted model, not a curated record. Bases 70 to 1629 code for a protein of 519 amino acids. The transcript is spliced from 14 exons. Gene Ontology annotation, molecular function: monooxygenase activity; heme binding; iron ion binding. Lineage: Eukaryota; Metazoa; Arthropoda; Arachnida; Ixodida; Ixodidae.